CGUAAACAAACAGCAGCUGCGACGGGACUUUCCUCCCAAUAACCUGGACUUUCCUCCCUAAAACCUGGACCUGAUCCGGUUCCGAGCGGCUCCACGUGGACGGGUCCCCCCGGGUUCGGGUCGAGAUGAAGUGUGUCGUGUCCGGCUGCACGAACCGAACCCUGAACCUCGGCAGGGGGGGUUUCAACAGACCCGGCAAGAGGUUCUUCAGCUUCCCCAAGGACCCGGCCCGGGGCAAGGUGUGGCUGGCAGCGCUGAGGGAGACGGAAAAGGACUCCUCCGAGCAGCACCUGAUCUGCGAGGACCACUUCCUGCCGGAGGACAUCUCCAGCACCGGCGUCAACAGCGACGCCAUCCCCAUCAUGCCCCCCUGCCUGGACAUGAGCAGCGCCUGGGGGGCCGAGUCCUCGGAGGACGAGGACCAGUGGGCCGAGGGCGGCGCUGGGUUUAAAGUUCCUUUUAGCGUAAAGCUGACCCUGCCAGAACUCCCCCCGCUGGAUCGCCCACAACUCCGCCUGCUGGAUCCACCGGAACCCCCUCCUCUGGAUCCACCGGAACCCCCUCCUCUGGAUCCACCAGAACUCCCUCCUCGGGGUCGACCAGACCUCCCUCCUCUGGGUCGACCAGACCUCCCUCCUCUGGGUCGACCAGACCUCCCUCCUCUGGGUCGACCAGACCUCCCUCCUCUGGGUCGACCAGACCUCCCUCCUCUGGGUCGACCAGACCUCCCUCCUCUGGGUCGACCAGACCUCCCUCCUCUGGGUCGACCAGACCUCCCUCCUCUGGGUCGACCAGACCUCCCUCCUCUGGGUCGACCAGACCUCCCUCCUCUGGGUCGACCAGACCUCCCUCCUCUGGGUCGACCAGAACCCCCUCUGUUGGAUCCACCAGAACUCCCUCGUCUGGGUCGACCAGACCCCGCUCCGCUGGAUCCACCACAACAGGAUCAAGCUGCUAAUGUGGCGUCGGGAGUCAAGAGGAGCAGUGAUCAUCAUCAUCAUCAUCAGAAAAAAAAUAGUCCUGCCGAGAUGUACACCAGAGACGAUGUGUCUCUGUCAGUGUUGACGCGCCGUUUCCUAGAUUUGUUCCUGAAGUCGCCGAAGGGGCUGGUGGACCUGAAACACGCCAUAACCAGCCUGCGCACGCGGCGGCGGCGAUUCUACGACAUCACCAACGUGUUGGAGGGCGUCAAGCUCAUCGAGAGGAGUUCGGUCAACACCUUCCAGUGGAUAGGAAGCUGUCCAGCGUCCAGCUUCCUGUCCAAGAGGGACGUCCAGGGGGAGAUGGACAACCUGAAGCUGGUGGAGGACACGCUGGACUCGCUCAUCAAGAGCUGUGCUCAGCAGCUCUUCCAGAUGACCGACGACCUCCACAACUCCAAGCUGGCCUACGUGACCCACCAGGACGUCUGCCGGCUCCAGGCCUUCCAGAACCAGACGGUGAUCACCGUCAAGGCUCCCGAGGAAACUAAACUGGAGAUCCCUGCACCUAAAGAGGACAGCAUCCAGGUCCACCUGAAGGCGGGAAAAGGUCCGAUCGUGGUGAUGACGUGUGACAUCGGGACCGGAGAGCGGGCGGGGGCGCCGGGCGGACACUUCUCCCCCCUGGAGGAGAGUCGGAUCAGAACGGCCACGUUUCACGCAGAGUCCUAGAGACUUCAGAGCAGAGUGACCACCGGGGGGCGCUAAAGAACCACAGAACCCUCCACCCCCCCAGGACCGGAGGCUGAGCGUUCACACGAGGGUUUAUCAGCUGCUUCUUCCAGAACAGACUUUCACCAGAGUCAUGAGACGACCGGACCUUCCACCACGGAGACUUGAGCUUUAUUUUUGUAUGGACGGACGACGUGACGAUCACCUCCCCUGCAGAGACUUUGUUUAUACGCCGUAACCAUGUAACGACGUUUUAAUUCACGUUUAGCGUCUUUAGAGCUUUUUUUUUCUUUUUCUACAUGAAUAAUGUUUUUGUUGUCAAACUUUGAGGUAAAUAAAUCCAUGAAAAGUU
Cololabis saira (Pacific saury) is the source of this 2004-nucleotide messenger RNA. It is a transcript of the gene e2f6, whose product is annotated as E2F transcription factor 6. The coding region runs from base 126 to 1652 and encodes 508 amino acids. Gene Ontology annotation, molecular function: DNA-binding transcription factor activity, RNA polymerase II-specific; protein dimerization activity; RNA polymerase II cis-regulatory region sequence-specific DNA binding. The record is from RefSeq and is a predicted model, not a curated record. The transcript is spliced from 9 exons. Lineage: Eukaryota; Metazoa; Chordata; Actinopteri; Beloniformes; Belonidae. Gene Ontology annotation, biological process: regulation of transcription by RNA polymerase II. Gene Ontology annotation, cellular component: RNA polymerase II transcription regulator complex.